Molecule: messenger RNA, 420 nt
Organism: Phoenix dactylifera (date palm)
Lineage: Eukaryota; Viridiplantae; Streptophyta; Magnoliopsida; Arecales; Arecaceae
Source: RefSeq, a predicted model, not a curated record
AUGCGACUAGGCGGCAAUGGGGCUCGGGCGGCGGGCGGCGGGCGACGGUGGGGCAGCGCGGGCGGAGAUAAGGAAGAGGACACAGGCAGAGGCGAAGGGUGGAGCGCGACGGAAGGGAAAGAGGCGGGCGGUGGUAACGGAGAGGAGACGGAGGCGACGAAAGAAGGAGGGGCAGCUGUGGAGCCCGGCGGCUGCGACCUGCCUUUGCGCUCGACGCCGAGGAUGAGGGUACUCGGCGAGCUAGGCGGCGGUGGCGAUGGCACGGAAGCGGCGACGGGUGGGGGCGAAGCGCGGUGGAAGGGCGGCUUAAGAGAGGUGGUGGGGCUCGACGGCGGUGGGAGAGGGGAGUCGGAAAGCGGCAACGGCGAUGCAGCGCAGGCGGAGGUGGAGCGGCACGGGCGGCGGCGGCGACGGUGCUAG